Messenger RNA from Aspergillus nomiae NRRL 13137, 664 nucleotides. Its product is annotated as TOM complex receptor protein TOM20. Bases 107 to 664 code for a protein of 185 amino acids. Gene Ontology annotation, molecular function: transmembrane protein transporter activity. The transcript is spliced from 3 exons. The record is from RefSeq and is a predicted model, not a curated record. NCBI's taxonomy places the organism in Eukaryota, Fungi, Ascomycota, Eurotiomycetes, Eurotiales, Aspergillaceae. Gene Ontology annotation, cellular component: mitochondrial outer membrane; mitochondrial outer membrane translocase complex. Gene Ontology annotation, biological process: protein import into mitochondrial matrix; tRNA import into mitochondrion; protein targeting.
UUUCUUCGGUUCGGUCGGACUCGCCUGAGGCACUGGACUUAUUCUACCUCUGUGCUUUCUUUUAUCUUUCUUUAAUAAAUAAUUACACGCUAUCUCCCGUGACACCAUGAGGACGUCAACUUUGGUCGCUGCUUCGGCCGGCACGGUCCUUACCGGCCUGCUGGCUUAUGCCAUUUACUUCGAUCACAAGAGACAGACCGACCCUGAGUUCCGCAAGUCGUUGAAGAGAAACAACCGUCGUCUGGCGAGAGCUGUGAAGGAGGAAGCCGAGGCUCAAGGAGCCCAGGAACGGGAAUCCAUCAAGAAGUCUGUCCAGCAGGCUCAGGAUGAGGGUUUCCCGACCGACCUUGAAGAGAAGGAGGCUUACUUCAUGGGCCAGGUUGCCCGGGGAGAGUCUCUCUGCGCUGAAGACGAGAUUCCAUUUGAAAGUAGCGGCGGUUCACAUAUAACCCUAGGCUCAGACAAGGUUGAAGCCGCCCUGUGCUUCUACAAGGCCCUUAAGGUUUACCCUCAGCCUAAGGAUCUGAUCUCUAUAUAUGACAAGACUGUCCCCAAGGAAGUCCUGGAAAUUCUGGCCGAGAUGGUCGCCAUGGACGCCGGUUUGAAGCUGGGCACAUUCACUGGCGAAGGUGGCAGUGCUGAGUCAAGCCAUGGUGUCGAGUAA